Messenger RNA from Chinchilla lanigera (long-tailed chinchilla), 1433 nucleotides. Its product is annotated as melanoma-associated antigen B10-like. NCBI's taxonomy places the organism in Eukaryota, Metazoa, Chordata, Mammalia, Rodentia, Chinchillidae. The coding region runs from base 160 to 1188 and encodes 342 amino acids. Gene Ontology annotation, biological process: negative regulation of transcription by RNA polymerase II. Gene Ontology annotation, cellular component: nucleus. The transcript is spliced from 2 exons. The record is from RefSeq and is a predicted model, not a curated record.
GUCGCGUGCUGCGUCGUACCGGCCCUCCUGUAGUCGUAAAAGUCCGGCUGCAUCGCCAUUUAGUUCGGCUUUUAGAGUCUGCGGGAGGUGAGACCUCGCUGUGAGAGAAGUGGUAUCUGGUUUAGCAGCAGGAGAAAUCCAGGCAUCAGAAGAGUCAUCAUGCCUCGUGGCCAGAAGAGUAAGCUUCGUGCCCGUGAGAAACGCCGCCAGGCUCUAGAAGCUGGGAAUGUAACGGGUCCUCAGGCUUCUGUAGAAAAAGAAGAAGAGUCCCCUCCUUCAAGUCUUCAUUCCACAGAUAAUCCUGACAUGUCAUCUGCUGCUGGAGCAACCAGCGGUCAAGAACUUGAGGGAGCCAUGGCUGCUGGUGCUACGGCUGCUUCAUACACAAGUUCUAAGGAAGACGCCAGCAGCCAAGUUGGGGAAAUGUUAAAGGACUUACAGGUGUCCACUGAGGCCUAUGAAGAAGACGACCUUGUAGAAGAGAGGGUUGCCCGCUUGGUAAACUAUCUGCUAUAUAAGUAUCAACUGAAGGAGCCCGUUACAAAGGCUGAAAUCCUGAAAAAUGUAAUUCAGAUAAGCAAGAAUCAAUUCUCCAAGGUCUUGAGGAAAGCUGCAAAUCACCUGGAGUUGAUCUUUGGCCUGGAUGUGAAAGCACUAGAUCCCAACAAGAAUAUCUAUAUCCUCAUCAACAAGAUGGAAUUAGACCAAGAUGCAACAAUGGGUGAUAAUCGACAUAUACCCACUACUGGCCUUUUGAUGACUAUCCUGGGCGUGAUCUUCACAAAUGGCAACCGUGCCACUGAGGAACAACUCUGGGAGGUGCUAAAUAUGAUGGGCAUAUUUUCUGGGAGCCAGCACUUCUUCUUUGGGGAUGCUACAAAGUUCAUCACCCACGAUUUAGUGAAAGAAAAGUACCUGAAAUACGAGCAGGUACCUGGCAGCGAUCCUCCAUGCUAUGAAUUCCUGUGGGGCCCAAAAGCCUAUGCUAAGACCAGCAAGAUGCAAGUCCUUGAGUUUUUGGCCAAGAUCCAUAAUACCACUCCUAGUUCUUUCUCACCUUAUUAUGAGGAAGCACUGAAAGAUGAAGAAGAAAGAGCCCAAGCCAGAGCUGCAGCUAGAGCUCGUGCAGGUGCCAAGGCCAGCUCACGUGCCAAGGUCCGGUCCAGCAGCCCUCCUAAUCCCAAGUGAAGUCUAAGAAAGGUACUUGACUGUGCUUUCAAAGAGAAAAGCUACUGUUCUCUUUAGUGGAGGGUGGCAUGAGGCUUGGCAACAACAUAGUGUAUAGUGUGUGCUUCUGUUCUGUGUGGUAACUUUGGAAACUUAGAUAUCUAUAUGUUGUUCCUUUUAGUAGAUAGUUUAUAUAGCUUCAUAAUUCAAUUUAUGAAUAAUAUAAGCCAUACAUUUUUCAAUGUUUAUGAUGCUUAAGAGUGAAG